AAAUACAUAAUGUUCCUAUUAAGGCUGUUAAUUACUUAUGCUGUGCUUUUGCCAGCUUCAUUGGAAGACAUGGCCAGCUAGCUAGCUAGCAAGCUUACUUGGGCUAGCGCUAAUGUUAGACACUCUUCGAUUGAUUGCAAAUAUAGCUACAUUUUGGUGAGAUGGGCAUCUUUUACAGCUAAUUUCACAGUCAGAUUAUAUAUUUUGUGUUUGAAUCUGUAGUUAUGUCAUGAGUUAUGUCAUGUUAUUCACUUGGUUUUAAGUGAUGCAAUCUGGAAUCCAACAUUCCCAGAGCUAACGUUAGCUAGCCAACUGUCAAUUUGCCCAUGGUGUCAGUCUGAGAUGCAAGUACAGUCCCUAACUAAUAUAAUACUAGUAUCUAAUAUACUAAUACCAGAACCAGUAUCUGGGCAGAGGAGACGAUGAAUAUGACGAGUUCAUCGUCUCCUCUGCCCAGAUACUGGUUCAACUAAUACCUAGUUACCAUUUAACUAUGUUGUUUAGCUAACUAGUUAACUUCACAUAGACAUAACGUUAACGUGUUUAACUUCUGUUUCUGGCAAGCUAUUGGCUACUUGGCCAACUCGUUUUUUUGUGCCUUAUUUUAGCAGCUAACUUUAAUUAAUUUGUGCAAAUGUAGGGUAAUUAGACAAAUUGUUGAACUUGUGAACAUAAUCGUUGAGGGAUGUGCACUUCACAGUACAAUGUCAAUGCCACCAUCAGCUGUCAGAUGACAAGUGUCAUUUUUUCUUUUUUCCCCUCGAUGAGCCACUAUUAAACAUGAAUUCCUUCCACAACUUGUGUGGAGCGACCAGAGAUCACCCAAACCGAUGAGGUUUUACUGAUCCAGUUAAGAUUGUGUUCCCUUUUCCACAUUUGACAAGCGGAAAGAAUGUCGGAAAGGGCCGAUGAUGACGUCAGGGGGGAGCAGCGCAGAGUGGCCAGGCAGCUGAAGCAGCAACAGCAGCAGAUCCAGCGGGGAGAAGGCUCCACAGCAAUGGCGACUGGUGCGGAGCGCAGAUCCAUGCCUAGUCCAGAAAUAAUGUUGGGACAGCCUUGGAGCAGCUGGGUCGAUGCUGCCAAACUCCACGGCAACGACGGUGCUGAAUCAGAGGAAAGUUUGAAAGAGUUCGGGAAAAAUCGAGAAGCAAUGCGACUGUGCAGAGAUGACAUGCCCAUAUUUGGCCAGUGUCCAGCACAGGACGACUUCUACCUGGUGAUGUGCAGCCACUGCAGUCAGGUGGUGAAGCCCCAGGCCUUCCAAGCGCACUACGAGAGAAGACACAGCUCGUCCAGUAAGCCCACCUCCACCUUAGCCCCCUCCUCAGCCUCCUCCCUGUCCGCUCUGUCUCGGAGCAGGAGCAGUGGGACGGGUGGUGGGGGUGUCAGUGGGGGGGCCAUGGGCCGCUCUUCCAGUGGGACCAGCACCUCGUCCAACUCCAAAAUCCUCAAACCAGCCAAAGAGAAGCUACCAGGCAUCCAGCAGAGACCUCACUUCCCUCCCUUCAGGGUGCUCAACGACAAGAUCCUGACCCCUGCAGUCAAAGUGGAGAAGAUGCGUCUGAAGGUGGAUUCGUCAGCCAAGCUGGUGCAGGUUCCCUCGGUCCACUUAUCGUCCUCCUCCAGCAGCACUGUGAGCUCCUCGUCACCCCUGAAGCCAGGCCUUAACUGUCCCUCCAUACCAAAGGCUCCCCUGCUUGCCCCCGGCCAGAUCCCCAACGGCAAGGGCCACCUCUCCCUCUCUGCCUUGGAAAAGAAGCAGGACAACAGCACCAGUAGCAGACAACACCUCUACAAGAGACUGUCAGAACGUGAGUUUAAUCCAGAUAUCCACUGUGGGGUCCUGGAUAUGACAGGGAAGCCAUGCACACGAUCCCUAACAUGCAAGACACAUUCCCUAAGCCAGCGGACAGUGCUGGGCCGGAGGAAACGCUUCGACACACUGUUGGCCGAGCACAAAAGCAAAGCCCGGGAACGGGAACUGCAGCACCCCACCCCUGCAGACACCCCUCUCAGGAACCCCCCCUCCCCCUCACGGCUCGCCCCCCACCACGACGCCCACCAGGUCGCUCAUGGCAACGGAGCCACCGACGCCACCAAGCCUUUGGCGUUUGGCAAGCCCAAACCUCACAAUCUUGGUCUUCCACGACUGAACUGCAUUAUCUCUGAUGGAGGUGGUGGUACCCCCGGAGACCCCCACCACGCUACGUCCGCUCCUGACGGGGGCUCCCGCCUGUCCAGUGACGAGGGGGAGAACGAUGAGCGGGAGGAGGGCACAGACAAACUGGACUGUCACUAUUCAGGUUACCACCCACGGCCGGCAGCUUUUUGUACCUUUGGAAGUCAACUGUUUGGGAGAAGCUGCUACUCGUUUGACCGGCGCUGGGAUCGAAUGCGAUGUGCUCUUACUGCCAUGAUGGACAAGCACGUCAACACUCAGAUGUGGAAAAAAAUCCCUUUCGCCUUGGAGAACUCCUCCUCUUCUUCUUCCUCUGCGCCGGCCCACAGGAUAACCACAAACUCCUUGUCCUCAUCACACGGUAGCGCCCCUGCUUCGGGCUUCCUCAGCCCCUCCUCUGCACCCCUUCCACCCCCCUACACUCAGUCCUACGACAGCAAGUCUGUGCUCUCGUACGGGACCACCUUAAACGCUCGUGCCUCCCAGGGCACGGCCGACCACCCUGCCUACAGCGCAGCACAGGCCAGACAAGUGUCUUCGUCGCCCCAGAUGCCUUCAGCCCACUCCUCGGUCCCCUCCCUGUCCUCAGGACGACCGCURAAGUCCAGAUCCAGCGGCAAGUCCUUCAGACCCCGGGAGUCCUCCUCCACAGCUGCCAUAACCAACUCCACCAGUGGGGGCAGCAGUGGAGGAAGCAGCAGCAGCAGCCUCAGCUCGGGUAAGAAGAGGAAGAACAGCUCCCUCCCUACAUCGUCUCACGCUACCACCUACACCUCAGAGUCCUCUUCCUCCUCCAACACCACCUCUUCCUCCUUCAAAAAGAACUGCACAGUUCACAGUGGCAGCUCAGGGAGCACGUACCACCAUGCCUCGCUAGUCCCCUCCUCCUCCUCCUCUUCUCACAGCGGCGUCCACAGUGUGGGACUCAACUGUGGCCCCAACGCCCGGACCAACUCCCUCAGUCUGAAGGCAGAGCCGUCGGGGCCAGCGGGGUUGUCGGGGCCCGGGGUCAGAGGCCCCCCCUCGGGCAGCCCGGCCGAGUCUAUCAAGAGGAUGAGUGUAGUGAUGAACAGCAGUGACUCCACCCUCUCCCUGGGGCCCUUUGUCCACCAMGCCUCAGAGCACCACAGCAGCUUCAGCCAUGCCCACACUGACGGCCGCCUGGAGGGGAAGAAACGCAAGGGCUCCCCCGCUGUCAGCUCCAUCAACAGUGGAGGGGGCGGUGGCGGGGGGCCGGGCAGGCCCAAAGUGGCCAAGUCUCCAGCCAUCAACAACAUCCACAGCAAACAUGGACGCACAAUCCCAGGAGCCACGGGGCUCCCCAACAACUCCCUCAUCCAUCAGCCAAAGGCCCGCCCCUGACAGCGAUGGCUGGGUUCUAUGUAUGGAACCGAGGGGCGGAUAAAGAGGAGGCAACCUGUGCGCUGCUCUGGACUGCACAAGGCCUUCUAAUACGUUACUCUCAGCUUCCCAAGAUCCUCAGGGUGGAGAUGGUCUGGACAGCCCAGUGACGUCACUGUUAUCGUCUAUAGUGUAACUAUUCCUCCCAAAGCCAUGUAGGAGCGCCUUGUGGAGGUGGCAGGCGUUAACACCCGGGGUGGGUCACACUUGGCCCCUGUCAGUCAGUGUACCGAGGUAGAUCUUCCUAUGGGGAAGACAGGAGAGAAAAGGAGGGAGUAGGAGCCUGCCUGCCCUUUGACCUAUUGUUGAAAUUCCAGAGGUAUGGAGGAAGGGAAAAGUGCUGGCACAACAGCCGUGGCACUGCCCACCCAACCGUCAUGACGCAGAGCCACAGGGAUUGACUGGAGAGCCCUCAAGCCGCAAUCUGUUGGUUUCCGAUGAUCUCUUCCGUGUGUGUGUGUGUGUGUGUGUGUGUGUGUGUGUGUGGUGGAUGUGUGU
Molecule: messenger RNA, 4078 nt
Organism: Salvelinus sp. IW2-2015
Lineage: Eukaryota; Metazoa; Chordata; Actinopteri; Salmoniformes; Salmonidae
Source: RefSeq, a predicted model, not a curated record